Messenger RNA from Acanthochromis polyacanthus (spiny chromis), 8072 nucleotides. RefSeq lists its product as uncharacterized. The record is from RefSeq and is a predicted model, not a curated record. NCBI's taxonomy places the organism in Eukaryota, Metazoa, Chordata, Actinopteri, Pomacentridae. Bases 6679 to 7863 code for a protein of 394 amino acids. The transcript has 4 exons.
CGAAAAUUGACGGAAGCUUAAUGGUUAAGGCUUCUAUAAAUACUGCAAAAAGUAAUGGACUCAUGGGACAACCCUGUCUUGUUCCUCUUUCAAGAUCAAAUGAGUUUGAAAUGGAGCCAUUUAUUUUUAUUGUUGCCUUUGGAUUUUUAUACAGUGCCUGUAUGGUCCUAGUAAAGGUCUGAUGGAAUCCAUAUUUUUGUAGCACUCUCUACAGAAACUCCCAAUUUACAAGAUCGAAAGCCUUUUCGGCAUCUAGGCUCAAAAGUACGGCCUGGGUGUUAUUUCCUAUGAUAUAGUCAAUUACAUGUAAUGUUCUUCAAAUAUUAUCCUGGGUUUGUCUUUGCUUGAUGAAACCUAGGCUUAUAAUUUGGGGAAGAAUAUUUUCCAGUGUUUUUGCUAAAAUAUGCAUGAAUAUCUUGUAAUCUUGGUUCAAUACACUUAUUGGUCGAUUGCUCCCACAGUCGAGUCUAUCUUUUCCUUCUUUUGGUAUUAAAGAGAUCACAGCUUCCUUCCAUGAGGGCGGUGUCUCACCAGCUCCGAGAACAUGAUUGAAAGUCCUUCUCAAUACUGGGAUUAAGAGGUCCUUCAUCUCCUUGUACCACUCAGACGGAAAACCGUCUGGUCCUACUGUCUUGUUAGGUUUCAAAUUUGAAAUUGCUGUCUUAAUUUCUUCAUCUGAUAUUUCUUGGAUCAAAUUCUUAUUUUGGUCACCUCUCAUUUCAGGUAGCUUUAUAAGGUCAAGAAAAAUACCCAUUUUUAUUUUGUCUAUUUUUGGCUGUGUAUGUAAACUUUUGUAAUAUGUUUCAAAUGACUGUUGUAUUUCUGUUAAUUUAUGACAUAUGGAAUUUGUUUUAGGGUCCUUUACUUUAUGUAUUAUUCUGUCUGCUUCUUGUUUCUUUAAUUUAUAAGCCAAUAAUUUAGCUGAUCUCCCUCCAGCUUCGUAAUGUCUCUGUUUUAGAAAAAUAAGCUUUCUUUUUAUAUCGUUCGAAUAGAUUUCAUUUAAUUCAUUUUCUUCUUGUCCAUUUCAAUUUUUAUUCUUUGAUUUUGAGCCUUUUUAUGGAUAUUUUCUAAUUUUUUAGGUUUUAUUUGCAGCCUAUCCAAGUUUUCCUUGUUUUGCUUUUUCAAGUUGGAGCUAUCGCCAAUUAUCCUCCCCCUUAGAACAGCUUUUAAUGCAUCCCAUAGAAUUGGCGUGGACACCUCCCCGUUAUCAUUUUCUUCAAGAUAAUUUUAAUAUCUGUUCUUAUUUGAUCCCUCAUUUUGUUUAGAAUCCCAGUGUUUAGUCUCCAGAUUGUUCUCUUCUUGUCAGAAUCUAAUUGUAUAACAAUAUAAACUGGGCAGUGGUUUGAAAGAUCCAUGCAUCCAGUACUGCAACUAUGAACUCUACCCACAUCCUUUUGAAACAUGAUAAAGUAAUCGAGCCUUGAAUAUAUAGAGUGUGGAUGAGAGAAAAAAGUAAAAUCUUUCUUUGUUGGAUUCAAUUCUCUCCAUACGUCUAUGAGACCCAACUCUGCCAUCAUUAAUUUUACAUUUCUUGUAAUUUUUGUUUCCCCUGAAUAGCAAGGUCUAGUGGUGUCCAGCGAUGAAUUCAGUCUAAUGUUGAAGUCGCCACAACAGAUAAUUAUACCCUGUGCCUCGGAAAUAAUCAGUUCAAAUAUAUGUUUAUAAAAUCUCCAGUCUGAUCCUGGUGGGCAUAAACAUUUAAAAUGGUGACUAAAAACCCCAUCCAGGUGUCCCCGAAUAAGUACAAAUCUCCCAUCAGUAUCUUUCUUUUCAUAAGUGCACUCAAAAUUUAACUUACUGGUAAUUAGAACAGAUACACCUCUCCUAGGUCCCUGGUUAAAAGAAGAUGAAAACUCGUUAAACCCAAAUCUUUUAAAUUUUGUGUGUUCUAAUUCUGUCAGGUGAGUUUCCUGGAGAAGAGCUAUUUCUACUUUCUCUCGCUUUAAUUUGCCAAAAUUUUGCUUCUUUUAAUAGGAUUACCUAAACCAGGGGUCGGCAACCCAAAGCUCCGGAGCCGCAUGCGGCUCUUUCAUCCCUCUGUUGCAGCUCCCUGUAACUUUGGAAAAUAAAUAAUCAGCAGGCUAUUUAAUUAAAUUUUCUUUUACUUUAGAUUGUUAAUUUUUCGAAUGUAAUUCUAAAUUUGAAGAUUGUGGUGAUCUUGUAACAUCAAAAUAAAAUGUUUUAAAUUUUUGUCCGUGUAGGAUUUCUGAUAUGUUUUGAUAUAUGUUUGUAAGGGUCACGUCCAGCAUCCAGGCAGCAGGUCAGAGAGUCAGAGGAGUGUCAUCUUGGAAAAUAGGGCUGCGAAGUACCAGAGAAAUGUUAUUAGCUUAAAAUAAAUAGAUCAAGAGACUUUACAAGUUAAAUAGACAUUCGCAAAUUAUUGAUUUCCAGCUAACAUUACAUAACAUCAGAGGUCCAGAAGCAAAGAUGACAUAACCAAGUAAGAUAAAUAUUAGUGGUAGGACACAAUUUAAAAAAUAAAUCUAUCUAAUUAGAGGCUUUGAAAUUAAUUAAUCACAACUGAUUAACAAGGGCAUAGAGGUACAAAGCGAUAUACACAGUGUUUUCUUCAUUUUAAAUGCCUCGAACCUUAAUAACAUAAUGGAACGAAUGGCCAUGAAAUAAAAAAGAACAGUCUUGACUUCCAAAUGUAAGGCCUGUAAUAUGGCCUUAUGACUCUGGUGGAGUGAGAGUCUAGAGGGAAGGCCUCUUUGUCUCAAAAGAGGCCCCUCUCCAACCUCAAAGCUGACGCACAUGUCCAUCAAGUCCAGUAGAGGGUGUCCUGACAAUAGUUUUAACGUCUACAUGCCCAUAACUUUGUCUAUGAAUAAAACAAUUGUCACGUUGGGGAAAAAAAAAAAAAACAGAAACAAAAGCCUUUAGCAAAAUAUGUACAGUACUGAAGAAAAACAUGUUUCAAAGUAACUUGACAUGAUUCUAUCAAGGGGAAACCUCAGUUACUUAUCAGUGUCCUGUCGCCGGAAUGCCUGUAGCCACUCCUUGUAGCUUCGCGCUGUGUUUACGUUUUCCGUGUUUCCUCGUUUUCGGCUGGUUCGCCGAGACAUCUGGCUGAUUUGGUCCAACAGGGAAAUUGGCUUUUUCAGAACCGUCACCGGGAAGCCUCUCUCUUCCAUGUUCUCCGUGGCCUCCUGUGCAGAUCCAUAGACCACUGUGCCAUCCUGGUAGAACACUCUCAUUCUUGCCGGGUAGGGAGUUUGGAACUUUAUAUUUUUUUCCUUCAGCACAGCUUUUGCCUCCGCAUAUUCCCUCCGUUUCCUCAGCAACUCCGGUGUAUAAUCGUGGUCUAGUUGCACUCUUUUACCUUUGAAAUCAAAACCCCUCUUCUCCCAAGCUCUCCUGAUAAUGUCCUCCUUCAUCCUGAAGCUGGAGAAUUUGACCACGAGUGAUCUUGGAGGCACAUCUUUUGGAGGUAUCGAUGCAAGCGCCCUGUGUCUGUGCUCGAUAUUAAGCACCGUGGUGGAAGGGAGUUCCAGUCCAUUCAUUAAUAAGUCCUCCACAAAUGCUAUCACCGAUGACGAGUCGUUUUCAGCUCCUUCCAUUACUCCAUGUAUUCUGAUAUUUUCACGCCGUGUGCGCCCCUUCAGGUCUGUCAGCUUGGCCGCCGUUUGCUUAUGGAGCUUCACCAGCUCUGACAAAACAUCCUCCGCGGACUGGAUGCACUCCUCCAUGUAGCGUUGGUGCAUGUAAGGACGGAAGGCAGCAGUUGUAGUUGAAGCUGUUUAAUUCAGCAAUCUUGGUAACUCCAACACUUAGUUCUUUAUAAUGUAACAUAGCAGCAUGUCAACUUCCUGGAUUUCUUCUUCUACUCCGCAAUCUAGAAUCAAUACGUCUGGCUAUGUGAAAGCGCCAUCUAGGGGUGAAAGUAGCAACUACAUUAGACUGAACACAACAUCUCCUCUCUCUGUAAAAGGAUACAUUCUCCAUAAGAGUAACUAGAAAAGCACAAAUUAGAAUUUCUGAAUCUUUCAGCAGUAACAAAAUUUCUUUUUAGCUGUUCUUACUAACUUAAAUAUUGUAGAGCCUUGUUGGAGAAUCAACACAUACAGUUAACAUGAAACUGUUACAUAAGGUAAGUUAAACUUAUAGACAGCAUAUUAGAGGUGUUCUUCAAUGUAAUACAACACAUGACUAGUAAUACUAAAAGUGUAACUAGUUUUUCUCACUUUGUUAACUCAAACUGUAAAAUAAAGUUACCACUGAAUUUUCAGCAAUUAUAAAUUGCAAGUUACGGCAUAACAUAGUCCUUGUGCCAUUUGGGCUUGACCUUAACACGUUGUUUGUGAGAUGGAGUUUGAUUGACAGGUGUGUGUGAAAGUCCAGCCAUGUUGAAAUCUUGUCCUGUCACAGAGGGAACAUGGGCAAGGCGAGAAGCAUUCCAUGUCUUUCCGUCACUCAGCAAGAAGGAGUUGGGACUUACUUUCUCUGUCACAGUCAUGGGGAAUGUGAAUCUUGAGUGUGCUUUAGGAACAUGAAAUGGCUUCUUUAUCCUCACUUUUUCACCAGGUUGAAAGGAACGUUUGCGUGCACCCCGUUUUGCAUCAGCAUAAUGCUUCAUCUUCUCUUGACGUUUCAAGACUGUAUCACGAGCAGAGUCAUCUAAUGGAGACAUGGCAGGUGGAAGGGGAAGAAUGUCCAGUUUGGUUCGCAUUUUUCUGCCAUACAGGAGUUCAUAUGGUGAAGUGAAGGUUGUGGCAUGUAGUGUUGCACGGUACACACAGCAUCUUUCCAUGGUUGCGACUGUUGGAUUGCAGUUUGGAUGCAACUCCUGAGUGCACGGUGGAAUCUUUCAAUAGCAAUGUUUGCAGCAGGAUGAUAAACAGAUGUUCUGCUGUGGGUUAUCCCUCAGUUGUGCAAGAAGGAGGCAAAAGCAGCUGAGGUGAACUGUGGUCCAUUAUAUGAAAUAAUGCUCUCUGGGUUGCCAUGGUGACUAAAGAGAGACGUCAGGAACUGAAUGACAUCAUCAGUCGAGGCAGCAUGCGAAAAUGACAGCUCAGGCCAUUUAGAGUAAUAGUCAGUCAGUGUAAUAGCAUACCUACAGGCAGGGGUAGUGGUGUCAAAAGGUCCAACAAUGUCAAGACCAAGUUUCUUCCAUGGCCCAUCAGGCAGUGGGAUGGGUUGAAGAGGGGCAGGAUGAGUGCAGGCAGUUUUAUCAUUUGACUGACAGGGAACACACACAGCAAUGCAGGAUUGAACUUGUGAAUCAAUUUUUGGCCACCAGUAGAGGUCACGUAAGCUUCGUGUGUACAAUCCCUUGGUGACUCUCAUAUGCAAGUGUGAUCAGUGUGUGUCGUAAGGAGAGUGGAGCAAUGAGAUGUGAGCCUCUGAGGAUGUAGUUAUCUUUAACUGAGAGUUCAUGUCUGAUUUUGUAGUAUGGAGCAAGGACAUUACUCACUUGUUUGAUGGUAGGAGGCCAGCCAUUCUGUAUUUGUGACUUCAAGGCAGACAGUUCAGGGCAAGAGGAACAGGGGGAGUCAAAGUCUGCUACAGGGAGGGAGCUCAGUGUAGCUGUGAUCUGUGCUACCAUCUCUGGUUCUGCAUCUUGAAUGGAGUCUGAGGGUGCUUUCACACCUGUUAGUCCGUUAGAGUGGUUCAUUUGGACCCAAAAGUUGUUACAGUGUUGCUAAUUUCAACUGGUUCGGUUCGCAUUCACACCAGUGUUUUCGCAGUUGAACCAACUACAAUGAAUGUUAUAUCUCCCCCCCAGUCGUUAGGCGGCGCUGUUCACAAAAAUAAGGUGUUUUAGAUGACGUGGGUGAACGCUGAUUGGCACAGCAUGUGAAGAGGGAAAAAUCCCGGAAGAAAAUGUAACCCGCAUUUAAUAUACCUGGUGACUUUUAUUUUUGCGGGUCCCCUUCCUGUGUCCCCCAAACACCUGACACCCUAUAUAUCAGGAGUCACGGAGUUCACUUCCUCCUCCUCUGUCUCCGCUGUGGCUGUGGCGUUGUGGCUUGUCUCAUUGCGUUGCAAACAACUGCUGUUUUCUCCUCGAAAACAUUACUUUAGACCUCAACAAUCGAAUCGGGAGCCUCGAAACACAUGCAAAACUCCCCUUACAAACACACACGUUGAGACCGCUUAGCCGCUUCAGACGCUACGCUACAAACAUUCCAUCCUGAAGGUCAGGUUUUUUUAGAGAGACUGAGUCACCUCUACGUCAUUCCAUCAUCUGUGAAACUUUCAAACACCAUCCUUCAUAUGGACUCUGGACAUUCAUCACUGUAACUCCCCCCAAAUCCUCAACCCAUGGCGAGCUAGAACCCAUUCUGGUAGGACUAUCAGUUUUCUUUUUCCCACCAAACUCUUGGAUGGAACCUCAGAUCGAAUUCUGGAUACUCGUGGAUCGUUGUUGCUGUGGACUUUGCAUUGUGUUUACAAAGUAGAUGGCAAUGGACUAUUUAUGUUAAAUUAUUUUGGGCACACUUUGUACUUACAUUGGUUUGUUUUUGGUUAUUUAUUGUGUGUUUUUUUCCCCCUUUUGUCUCAUGUCUGUUUAAAAGAAUCAACCUUCUAAUACAUAUAUCUAAACGCAAAUAUUGACUCUGGUGCAUCAUUCACACCCUGGGCUCCUUAAAGAACAGUCUUCUGUUGCAGCUAAUGUAGCCGUAGUCAACCGCCUAGCCCUAAAGCGUUACAAAAACAACAGGCUGUGUUUAUUCCAUGAAUCGAGGUUUAUUCGUAAAAACAAUGAACUAUGCUCUCCUGUUCGUUCUUGUUGCCAUAUAUUCGUAUCAUUGCUUUAUGCAGCAAGCACAAAUACUGCUGUUGUUCCAGCAUGAAGCUCGCAUUCAGUACGAGAACAUUACACAGUCGUUUUUGGCACAGAGAAGAUGCAUUGCAAGACGUUAUCGGAGAAAGCGGGCGAUGCUCCACAACCUGAACCAACUCGUGUUUCGGAGACAUUUUCGCAAAUCUCUUCGGAGUGUGUGGACCUAUCAAAGACCUGGGAUCUGGUGGCAGUAUGUGAAUAACAACUGGACAGAUGUAGAGUGGAGUGCGAACUUCAGGAUGGGAAGAGGUACUUUCAACAAUCUAUGCAACAUGCUUCGUCCCUGGUUGACCCGUCAAAACACCAAAUACAGACGGGCUGUGCCCGUUGAACUUCGAAUAGGAAUAUGUAUUUGGAGGCUGGCCACCAACCUUGAAUAUAGGUCUAUUUCACAUUUAUUUGGUAUUGGACUUUCCACUUGUUGCCUUAUUACUCAAGAGGUGGUGACUGCUAUCAACUUUAUCCUAAAACCAAAGUACAUUAGGCAACCCACUGCACCAGAACUGAAAGUUAUUGUGCAAGGGUUUAGAGACAAAUGGCGUUUCCCUCAAGUGGCAGGUGCUAUCGAUGGCACGCAUAUCAAAAUACGUGCCCCAACAGAUGACCCUGUCUCCUACUACAACCGGAAAGGAGAGUACUCUAUUAUUAUUCAGGCUGUAGUCGACCACCGCAUGAGGUUUUGGGAUAUUAAUGUGGGUCGUUCAGGUAAAAUACAUGAUGCUCGUGUAUUUGCACUCUCUUCUUUGUACCAAAGAGGCAUGAAUGGAACUUUACUCCCAGACUGGACGGAAAGAUUUGAGGGUGUUGAUGUGCCACUGGUUCUGCUGGGGGACUCUGCAUAUCCACUACUCCCAUGGCUCAUGAAACCUUACCCAGAGGGAGCAGGAGUCACACCAGAACAGAUCAACUUCAAGCUGAGUCAGUCUCGCAUGACAGUUGAGCGUGCGUUUGGGCGCCUUAAAGGACGCUGGUGUUGCCUGCUAAAGGUUUGCGAUGCCCACAUUACAUUUGUCAGUCAGAUUGUCUUGGCGUGUUGUGUUUUACACAACUUUCUUGAAGUACAUCAUGAGGACUGAAAGAAGAGACUGAGGCCGAGGAAGAGAUUGAAGCUGUUCCAGAGGGGAGAGGUGGUGAUAAUCAGCAACAAUCAGACAUUCAAAAUGCCCUGUGUAGAUAUUUUUCAACAUGGUAAAAAGACAAGUCAUUUUUUCAUUUUUGUGCCUUCAUUGUAAGAAUUUAUUAAUCAAUCAACUGGACAAAAAAGUGAAAUGUUAGAGGAUGUUUC